Camelus dromedarius (Arabian camel) is the source of this 838-nucleotide messenger RNA. Its product is annotated as BTB/POZ domain-containing protein KCTD1. Gene Ontology annotation, biological process: negative regulation of DNA-templated transcription; protein homooligomerization. NCBI's taxonomy places the organism in Eukaryota, Metazoa, Chordata, Mammalia, Artiodactyla, Camelidae. The record is from RefSeq and is a predicted model, not a curated record. Gene Ontology annotation, cellular component: nucleus. Gene Ontology annotation, molecular function: transcription factor binding; transcription corepressor activity.
GUCCCGCCGGCCCUCCCUCUCUCCUGCCCGGGCCCGCGUGCCACUUUGCCAGAGGGACAGUCGGCCCAAUAUGUCAAGACCGCUGAUCACUAGAUCGCCUGCUUCUCUGCUGAACAACCAAGGCAUUCCUACUCCAGCACAGCUCACAAAGUCCAAUGCGCCCGUCCACAUUGACGUGGGUGGCCACAUGUUUACCAGCAGCCUGGCCACCCUCACCAAAUACCCUGAAUCAAGAAUCGGAAGGCUUUUUGAUGGUACAGAGCCCAUUGUUUUGGACAGUCUCAAACAGCACUAUUUCAUUGACAGAGACGGACAGAUGUUCAGAUAUAGCUUGAAUUUUCUACGAACAUCAAAACUCAUUCCUGACAAUUUCAAGGGUUACACUUUGUUAUAUGAAGAGGCAAAAUACUUCCAGCUUCAGCUCAUGUUGUUGGAGAUGGAAACAUGGAAGCAGGACAGAGAAACUGGCCGCUUCUCAAGGCCCUGUGAGUGCCUAGUGAUGCAUAUUGUCCCAGACCUCGGAGAAAGGAUCACACUCAGCCGCGACAAGUUCUUGAUAGAAGAAGUGUUUCCAGAGAUCGGUGAUGUCAUGUGUAACUCCGUCAACGCAGGUUGGAACCGUGACUCGACGCACGUCAUCAGGUUUCCACUAAACGGCUACUGUCACCUCAACUCAGUCCAGGUCCUCGAGAGGUUGCAGCAAAGAGGAUUUGAAAUCGUGGGCUCCUGCAGGGGAGGAGUGAACUCAUCUCGGUUCAGCGAAUACGUCCUGUGGCAGAAACUGAGGCAUCCCCGUGGACCCUCUGUCAUCCGGAUAAAGCAAGAGCCUCUGGACUAA